AUGUUUGAGAAUAAUGAAAAUUCGAAUAAGCCGAUGUGUUCAGGUCCUCGAGAAAGGCUAGAUAAAUUGCUAUCAGAAGCUGACAACAAGAUUUGUGCAGAUUGCGGGACACCAGAUCCAAAAUGGGUGUCUUCAAAUAUAGGAGCGUUUAUAUGUAUCCAGUGCUCCGGAGUACAUAGAAGUCUUGGAGUCCAUAUAUCAAAGGUUUUUUCGGUAAAAUUAGAUGAAUGGACGAAUGAGGAAGUUGAUGCUUUAGAGUCGUUGGGGGGAAAUAAAGCUGUAAACUAUAAAUAUGAAAGUUCCAUGCCGGACAACUUUAAAAAACCAAAUCCAGAUUCUUCUAUCGAGGAGCGAACUGAUUACAUUAGGAGGAAGUAUGUCUUGCAACAAUUUCUGAAAGCCGAUGAAUUGAUUUCCUUACCCUUACCGUAUCCAUCAACAUCAACUUCCACUUUAAGUAGUAGUUCUAGUUCAGAUGAGAAGAGAAAAUUAGAGAAGAAUAAAAGUCACAAAAGUCAAAGUCGCAACAAUGCCUUCUAUAGUUGGAUGAAGUCUGAAAGCAGAUCAUCAAAGAAGUGCAAUGCCACGGUAGGUAUGGUUGAAUUUGUUGGACUAAUAAAGGUCAAAACGGUAAAAGGCAGCAAUCUAGCAGUACGAGAUUUGACGACAAGUGAUCCCUACCUUAUACUUUCACUUGGAAACCAAUCAGUGAAGACGGAUCCCGUCAUGAAUAGUCUGAAUCCGGUUUGGAAGGAUAUGCUUAUGUUGUCAAUCCCAGGUGACAUUCCUCCUCUAAAGCUACACGUAUAUGACAAGGACACAUUCACCACUGAUGAUUAUAUGGGAGAAGCUGAGAUUGACAUUCAACCAUUAGUCACUGCUGCCAAAGCAGCUGACACGUGCAGAUCUGGAGAGUCGAUGCCACUUGGGAAACUGGUUGCGAGUAAAGAUAAUACACUGAUAUCUGACGGUAUCAUUAGUCUUGUGGAUGGGAAAGUGAAACAAGAUCUUAUUCUCGAACUACAAAACGUUGAAAGUGGAGUGUUAGAGGUUGAGCUUGAAUGUGUUGCCCUAAUGCAAUAG
Molecule: messenger RNA, 1083 nt
Organism: Daucus carota subsp. sativus
Lineage: Eukaryota; Viridiplantae; Streptophyta; Magnoliopsida; Apiales; Apiaceae
Product: probable ADP-ribosylation factor GTPase-activating protein AGD11
Exons: 8
Coding region: 1-1083 (360 amino acids)
Molecular function (GO): GTPase activator activity; phospholipid binding
Source: RefSeq, a predicted model, not a curated record